Molecule: messenger RNA, 6228 nt
Organism: Raphanus sativus (radish)
Lineage: Eukaryota; Viridiplantae; Streptophyta; Magnoliopsida; Brassicales; Brassicaceae
Product: formin-like protein 20
Exons: 16
Coding region: 560-5773 (1737 amino acids)
Source: RefSeq, a predicted model, not a curated record
GCUCCUCUAAUUAUGAAUAAAAAAAUAAAAAAUAAUUUUGAUUGGAAGAUUUCUCGAAAUCUCGAUUCAUUUCAUUUCAUUCAUUCUUCUUUCUGCUUCCAUCUCCCCACCUGAAAAUUCUUAAUCUCACUGUCACUUCCCUCUCUUUUGUUUAAUUUUGUAAACUAUUUGAUUAGCUUCGAAGAUUCAUUGUUUCCAUUUUUGUUCAAUAAGAGUUUCCCCAUUUGUACAUAAAGGAAAUUGCAGAUAAAUUGGCGUCGUUGGCUUUUGGCUAUUACGAGCUGCCUUGUUUCAUAAUUGGAAGAGAGAGAGAGAGAGAAGAGAGAAGAGAGAGAAGAGGUUUCUGGGAUUGGUUGUCUCUCUAUCUAUCUGGCUAUUUGUAAAUUUUGUGAAGAUUUGUUUUUGCUGGUGAAAAAAUUAUUAGGGUUUGAAUUAAAAGGUGGAUCUGAGGUUUAGGUCAACGGAGAUUGAGAAUAGGAGAAUGAUCUGCUUGUUGUUGGUUUACUAAAAAAUCUCAAGACGGUUUGGAUCCGAUCCGAGGAGAGACAGCGCCCUUCCCAUGGCGCUGUUCCGUCGCUUCUUCUACAAAAAGCCUCCCGAUCACCUUCUCGAGAUCUCCGAGCGUCUCUAUGUUUUUGACUGCUGUUUCUCGAGCGAUGUUAUGGGAGAGGAUGAGUACAAACUGUACUUGGGCGGCAUCGUUGCUCAGCUACAGGAUCAUUUCCCAGACGCCUCUUUCAUGGUCUUCAACUUCAGAGAAGGAGAGCAGCGGAGUCAAAUAUCAGAUGUGCUGUCUCAGUACGACAUGACGGUUAUGGAUUAUCCUCGGCAGUACGAGACUUGUCCGCUCUUACCUCUUGAGAUGAUCCAUCACUUUCUAAAAUCCAGCGAGAGCUGGUUAUCACUGGAAGGCCAACAGAAUGUUCUGCUGAUGCAUUGCGAAAAAGGUGGUUGGCCUGUUCUUGCUUUCAUGUUAUCAGGGCUGUUGUUGUACAGAAAGCAGUAUCAGGGCGAGCAGAAGACUCUUGAGAUGGUGCACAAACAGGCUCCCAAGGAGCUUCUUCAUAUACUCUCUCCUCUUAACCCUCAGCCUUCUCAACUCAGAUACCUUCAGUACAUCUCUAGAAGAAACUUGACCUCUGAUUGGCCUCCUUCAGAUACUCCCCUUCUUUUGGAUUGUUUGAUUCUCAGAGAUCUCCCACAUUUUGAGGGUAUGAAAGGCUGCAGACCAAUCAUCCGGGUUUACGGUCAGGACCCUAAAUCCAAAGCGAACAGGACCUCCGUUGUUCUCUUUUCCACACCAAAGACGAACAAACACACUCGUCUCUACCAACAGGAAGAGUGUAUCCUGGUGAAAUUAGAUAUCCAAUGCCGUGUUCAAGGGGAUGUUGUUCUGGAAUGUAUACACUUGCACGAUGAUUUUGUGCGUGAAGAGAUGGUCUUUAGAAUCAUGUUCCACACAGCAUUUGUCCGUGGUAAUAUUUUAAUUGUCGAGCGCGAUGAGAUGGAUAUACUUUGGGAUGCCAAGGACCAGUUCCCAAAGGAAUUCAAGGCAGAGGUACUUUUUGCUGGUGCUGAUACCGUGGUGCCUGCUAUUGCAACAGCCCCAGUAUCAGAUGAUGAGAACGAUUUUGAUAUCACUUCACCUGAAGAGUUUUAUGAGGUGGAGGAGAUUUUUAGCGAUGUGAUUGAGGGGCCUGACCAUACGGUUGACUCAGAUAGUUUUGUGGUUGUUGAUACUGCUUCAGAUGACUCUGAGGGUAAAGAGGUGUGGAAGGGGGACGUGGAACCCAAUGCGUUUCUAGAUUGUGCAUCUGAUGAUUCAAAUCAUAAACAUGAGGUGCAUGUGGAGGCUAGCGCAGAUCCAGUCAAAGAUAUAACUGUUGAUGAUGUACAGUAUAGGUCAGAUGGGAAGGCAGAUACCAGUAUUGACUCAGUGAAGGAUAUAGGGAUAGAUGAUAGUGAUGAGCAGCGAAAGAGGACAAUGGAAGCAAAGGAGGAGAAUGAUUCUAUAGCAGCAGAGUCGGAACACAAAGGUGAUGAAGAAGGCAAUGAUUUGGAGUCUACAACUCAGAAAGCAAAUGCUGAUCUCAACAUCCCUGUAUCUGACAAAACAAAAGCUGCACCAAGGAAAGUGGUCGGAGCAAAUGCAAAAGUGGCUGGAGAUUCACUCAAACCGAAGUCUAAGCAGCAAGAAACUCAAGGUCCUAAUGUUAGAAUGGCUAAGCCUAAUGCAGUUUCUCGGUGGAUUCCUUCAAACAAGGGCUCAUACAAAGAUUCUAUGCAUGUGGCGUACCCUCCGACAAGGACAAACAGUGCUCCGGCUUCAAUUACCACUUCUCUCAAGGAUGGUAAAAGAGCUACAUCGCCUGAUGGCGUGGUUCCAAAAGAUGCUAAGACUAAAUAUCUGAGAGCGACUGUUUCUUCAUCGGAUAUUAUGAGGAGUCGAACUCCAAUUUGGUUAUCACCAGAUUCUAGCCCAAAGGAAAAGGCGUCGUCUCUACCUGCCUCUCCACAUAAGGCCCCUCCAACACCUCAGCAUCCACCUACAGCUCCAGCUCUGACUUCUCUAACCAGUGAGGCUACGUCAGUUUUACAGUCUUCACAAGCAGCUGCGUCACCUCCUCCACCGCCACCGCCGCCACCACCACCACUACCUACUUAUUCUUCGCAGAGCCGAAAUGACAGCUACUCUCAAACAUCUCAUAUCCCGGAACCACCUCCAUUUCCAUCUGAGAGACUAAACAGUGGAACUGUGUUGCCACCACCACCACCACCACCUCCUCCUUUUGCAUCUGUGAAACCAAACAAUGGAACCUUGUUGCCACCGUCUCUUGCUUGGAAGUCUGUGUAUACUUCAUCUUUGGCAACUCCUACGACAUGUUCUACUUCUCAACCUCCUCCUCCACCACCUCCACCACCGUGGAAGCCUGUGUAUGCUUCGAUUCCUGAAACUCAUGAGGAAGGCUCUACAUCUUACAAUUCUCCACCACCACCACCACAACCACCACCACCUCCUCCUCCUUUUGCAUCUGAGAAGCCAAACAAUGGAACCGUGUUGCCACCGUCUCUUGCUUGGAAGUCUGUGUACACUUCAACUUUGGCAACUCCUACGACAUGUUCUACUUCUCAACCUCCUCCACCACCACCUCCACCACCGUGGAAGCCUGUGUAUACUUCGAUUCUUGAAACUCAUGAGGAAGGCUCUACAUCUUACAAUUCUCCAUCACCACCACCACCACCGCCACCACCACCUCCUCCUCCUCCUUUUAGUUCAUCAAAUACACCAAAAUCCAGUGGAGGUCACAUUCCUCCUCCUUCCCCAAUGCCUUAUAUGAGUAUUGCACCUUCGCCAUCACCCAAGACGUCUCCUAUUAACGGUUUUUCUGCUGCUCCUCCACCUCCUCCUCCUCCUCCUUUUAGUAAAGCACAUUCAGUCCCUUUCCUUCCACCCCCGCCAGCAAGUUAUGGAUUCCCAACUCCACCUCCUCCUUUUGGUCACGUUGGUUCAGUUACUCCGCCUCCUUCUCAACCACCAAGUCAUGGAGCCUCUCCCCCACCACCUCCACCACCACCACCACCACCUCCUUUUGGUCACGUAGGUUCAGUUCCUCCACCUCCUUUUCAACCACCGAGACAUGGAGCCCCUCCACCACCUCCGCCACCACCGCCACCUCCAUUUGGAUCUAGUAGUCCUCCGCCACCACCGCCACCUCCAUUUCGAUCUGCCGGACCUCCGCCACCACCACCACCUCCAUUUGGAUCUACUGGACCUCCGCCACCACCACCGCCUCCUCCAUUUGGAUCUACGGGACCUCCGCCACCACCGCCACCUCCAUUUGGAUCUACGGGACCUCCGCCACCACCACCACCUCCUCCAUUUGGAUCUACGGGACCUCCGCCACCACCACCACCUCCUUUUAGAUCGACUGGACCUCCUCCACCUCCACCGCCUCCGUUUAGAACUGGUGGACCUCCGCCUCCACCACCACCUCCAUUUGGAACUAGUGGACCUCCGCCACCACCACCACCUCCAUUUAGAUCUGGUGGACCUCCGCCGCCACCACCACCUCCAUUUAUAUCUGGUGGACCUCCGCCUCCACCACCUCCUCCGAUGCUUGGAGGAGCCCCACCACCACCACCACCUCCAAUGCGUGGAGGAGCCCCACCGCCACCACCACCUCCAAUGCGUGGAGGAGCCCCACCGCCACCACCACCUCCAAUGCGUGGAGGAGCCCCACCACCUCCUCCGCCUCCUGGUGGUAGAGCUCCUGGGGGACCUCCCCCUCCACCGCCUCCAGGUGGCCGUGCUCCGGGUCCACCUCCACCUCCUGGACCUAGACCUCCUGGUGGACCUCCUCCACCUCCUGGACCUAGACCUCCUGGUGCACCUCCUGGUGCACCUCCUGCUGGAAGAGGGCGUGGGCUUUCACGUCCAGGUUUGGGGUCUUCAGCUCCAAAAAAGUCUUCUCUGAAGCCUUUACACUGGGUUAAAGUAACAAGGGCCUUGCAGGGAAGCUUAUGGGACGAGUUACAGAGACAAGGACAAACUGCACCUGAAUUUGAUGUAUCAGAAAUAGAGACCCUUUUCUCUGCUAUAGUGCCAAAACCGGCUGAUAAAGCUGGAGGUCGAAGAAAAUCUGUUGGGGCAAAACCUGAAAAAAUUCAACUGAUUGACCUUAGGAGAGCCAAUAAUACGGAAAUUAUGCUUACGAAAGUGAAGAUGCCGCUGCCUGAUAUGAUGGCUGCAGUUCUGGCAAUGGAUGAUACUGUACUAGAUAUUGAUCAAAUAGAGAAUCUUAUAAAGUUUUGUCCAACCAAGGAAGAGAUGGAACUUCUUAAGAACUACACUGGUGACAAGGCGACCUUGGGAAAGUGUGAGCAGUACUUCCUAGAGCUAAUGAAGGUGCCACGAGUAGAAUCGAAGAUGAGAGUGUUUUCCUUCAAGAUUCAGUUCGGCACUCAGAUAAAAGAAUUCAAAAAGAGUUUAAAUGCGGUAAAUUCUGCGUGUGAUGAGGUCAGAUGCUUGCAAGAACUAACUCUAAUAUUUCCUUUUAGUCCGUAUAUAUUUCCCUUUCUUAGACUUUUUCUCUCCUCAUUGCUUGUUCAUCAGGUUCGUACUUCACAAAAGCUAAAAGAAAUUAUGAAAAAGAUUCUUUACCUGGGGAACACAUUGAACCAAGGAACUGCGAGGGGCGCUGCAGUGGGAUUCAAGUUGGACAGUUUAUUAAAAUUAAGCGACACACGUGCUGCUAACAGCAAGAUGACUCUGAUGCACUAUCUCUGCAAGGUCCUUGCUUCCAAGGGAUCAGAUCUACUGGACUUUCAUAAGGAUCUUGGAAGUCUUGAAUCAGCUUCAAAGAUACAAUUGAAGUCUCUGGCGGAGGAAAUGCAAGCUAUAAUCAAAGGGUUGGAAAAACUGAACCAGGAGCUCACUGCAUCUGAAAGUGAUGGUCCUGUUUCUGAAGUUUUCCGCAAAACAUUGAAGGACUUCAUUUCUGUUGCGACGACUGAAGUGACAGCUGUGUCGAGUCUUUACUCGGUCGUGGGAAAUAAUGCUGAUGCCCUUGCGUAUUAUUUUGGAGAAGAUCCUAAACGUUGUCCAUUUGAACAAGUUACUGCGACCCUCUUGAAUUUUAUAAGGUUGUUCAAGAAAGCACAUGAAGAGAACAUCAAACAAGAGGAAUUGGAGAAGAAGAAAGCAGCAAAGGAAGCAGAGAUGGAGAAGGCAAAAGGAGUCAGUCUCACAAAGAAACCAGUUGAUGAUAGCUGACCCAACACACAAAAAAGAACCUUAAAAUCUUAUUUUUGCAAAAUCCGCCUUAUUCUCUCUUCUCAAGUGAAGCAAAGGUGGGUUGUUGAUGCCAGUGGAGGUGGUGGUGCGUGCUGUUCAAGUAACCUUUCCGCCGAGCGGCACAGGGCGGUUAAAACUGGCUCGGGUCCUGGGCGGGCUAUCGAGGGAACCACCAUUCAAGGAUAUAUAUAAGAGGCAGGUCUUUACACCACUCCCACGUUACAUGACUGACUCCACAUUGAUUAAUUCUAACUUGUAAAUUAGGAUUCUUCCCUGCCAUUUUCUUUUUUUUUCCCUCCCUGAUUAGAGGACUUUUGAUAGGUUGAAGUGUUGUAUAGGUUUCAGGUAGGGAGAUAGAGAUGUAGAGCAUUUUAUCUUUGCUUAGUGUGUAACUUUGUAUCCUACCACAAUAUCAUCAAUGUUCUUUCUAGGUA